Molecule: messenger RNA, 762 nt
Organism: Ictalurus punctatus (channel catfish)
Lineage: Eukaryota; Metazoa; Chordata; Actinopteri; Siluriformes; Ictaluridae
Product: protein CutA homolog
Exons: 7
Coding region: 75-542 (155 amino acids)
Biological process (GO): response to metal ion
Molecular function (GO): copper ion binding
Source: RefSeq, a predicted model, not a curated record
AAUAUUUUACGGUAUUUGUCAUGCGCAGUAAAGCAAAUUAAUCCAGACCAGCGUUACACCCGCUGGAAGAGGCAAUGCAGUUUGGACUGCCACCUGCAGAGACAGUACAAGGAAGACUCUUAAAAGCUUUCUGUGUGACAGUGUUUCUGAGCGUGUUGAUGCUCCCGCUGCUGAGGACUGUAGGAUUGCGUGCGUUCUCCAUGGCGACCGAAGCGUAUUCCUCCGGGACUCACUCUGCAGCUUUCGUCACCUGCCCCAAUGACACCGUCGCCAAAGAACUGGCCAGGGGGAUAGUGGAGAAGAAACUGGCAGCGUGCGUGAACAUAGUGCCGAAAAUCACAUCAAUAUAUGAAUGGCAAGGAAAGAUUGAAGAAGACAGUGAAGUGUUGCUGAUGAUUAAGACAAGGACUACAAAGAUCUCUGCUCUCGCUGAAUAUGUUAGGUCUAAUCAUCCGUACGAAGUGGCCGAGGUCAUUAGCUUGCCCAUUCAUCAGGGAAACCCUCCCUACCUGAAGUGGAUUGGAGACAUUGUGCCUGAAUAAAUGAGUAAAAUCACAGGGAGGAUACAAAAAAGUUCCCCCAAGAUCCUUCGAAAUUCAGAAUUUUUCUGUGUGUUUGUUACAGAGGUGUCUUUUUUGUUUUUAUUUUUUUUUUUUUAUGAAAAUGUUAGCAGACCUAUCGCAUACUCCACUAAUAAUGUAUAACUUUGACUUUAAAUAAUUUCAGUUUCACUUUAAUAAAAUGCUAUUUUAAAAAGUGUGA